Molecule: messenger RNA, 3370 nt
Organism: Leopardus geoffroyi (Geoffroy's cat)
Lineage: Eukaryota; Metazoa; Chordata; Mammalia; Carnivora; Felidae
Gene: MLXIPL
Product: MLX interacting protein like
Exons: 19
Coding region: 407-2710 (767 amino acids)
Biological process (GO): regulation of transcription by RNA polymerase II
Cellular component (GO): nucleus
Molecular function (GO): DNA-binding transcription factor activity, RNA polymerase II-specific; protein dimerization activity; RNA polymerase II cis-regulatory region sequence-specific DNA binding
Source: RefSeq, a predicted model, not a curated record
CGUCCACACCCGCUGCUAAAAGCCGGGCCCAGGGCGUAGCGCACAGAGCCCUCUGCCGCCGGCGCAGAGAAGACCCGGCGGCUGCUGUCGGCAGCGGCCCAGGAGCAUCCUGCGUGCGCCCCUAAGGCUCCCGCUCCCCAGACGCCGCCCGAGGAGGAGACCCUGCGGGCGUGGCCCACCCUACCCGCAGAUCGCUCGGAAUCCAGGAGCAGAGGGUGAAGUACACACGGGUUCCCACCGCCCCCUCGGCUCCCACCAGCUGGGGAAGGAUUGAACGGUGUGGGUGCCGGGAGAGAAGCCGGUUCCAGGUGGGCCCUAGGAUCACAGCAGCAAGGACUCAGAGCUCCCCCUGGCUGGGCAGGGAGAAGCCAGAUGUUACCGUGGGGCAGGGAAGCCACGUGGAUUCAUGGCCACCACACUUCUAGCCAACAGUGGCAAGCUGGUGUCUCCCAAGUGGAAGAACUUCAAAGGCCUCAAGCUGCUUUGCCGGGACAAGAUCCGUCUCAACAACGCCAUCUGGAGGGCCUGGUAUAUCCAGUAUGUGGAGCGGAGGAAGAGCCCCGUGUGUGGCUUCGUGACCCCCCUGCAGGGGCCUGAGGCUGAUGAGCACCGAAAACCAGAGGCCGUGGUCCUAGAGGGCAAUUACUGGAAGCGGCGCAUCGAGGUGGUGAUGCACGAGUACCACAAGUGGCGCAUCUACUACAAGAAGCGGCUCCGUAAGUGCAGCAGGGAAGGGGAUCUCCUGACCCCAAAGCAGGCGGAAGGGGGUUGGCAACCACCGGAGCGAUGGUGCGAGCAGCUCUUCUCCAGCGUGGUGCCCGUGCUGCUCGGGGGCCCAGAGGAGGAGCCUGGCGGGCGGCAGCUUCUGGACCUGGACUGCUUUUUGUCCGACAUCUCCGACACGCUCUUCACCAUGACUCAGCCCAGCUCCACGCCCCUGCAGCUGCGCCCUGAGGAUGCUUAUGUGGGCAAUGCUGACAUGAUCCAGCCGGACCUGACACCCUUGCAGCCCAGCCUGGAUGACUUCAUGGAGAUCUCAGAUUUCUUCACCAGCUACCGCCCCCCCCAGACACCCACGCCCUCACACUUCCCGGAGCCCCCCAGUUUUGGCACCAUGGCUGACCCUUUCUUCGGCAGUUCCAUCCUGGGCUCAGAGGUGCCCCCUGCCUCGUCAGGCAUGACCCACCUCUCAGGGAAUAACCGCCUGCAGGCUCGGAGCAGCUGCCCUGGCACCCUGGACUCCAGUGCCUUCCUGAACUCUGAUUUCCUCCUUCCUGAAGACCCCAAGCCCAAGCUCCCACCCCCGCCAGCACCCCCACCUCUCUUCCAAUACCCUGCCCUUCCCAAGGGGCCUGGUCUAGAGCCCUGUCCCCAACCCGCCUUCCCUCCCAUGGCUCCUCCCCCUGCUUUGCUGCAGGAAGAGCCUCUCUUCUCUCCUAGAUUCCCCUUCUCUACUGUCCCUCCUGCCCCAGGAGUGUCCCCACUGCCGGCUCCCACUGCCUUCCCACCUACCCCCCAGCCUGGUCCAGGCCCUGCCCCUGCUCCCUUCCCCAUAGACCUUCUACCCUCAGGGUAUCUGGAGCCCCAAUUUGGGCCUCACUUCACAGUGCCCCAAGGCAUGAGGUCCAGAGGCAAGCCCCCCGCCCCAUCCCCUAGAGGGGAGAAGCCCAGCCCCCCAACCUUGGCCCCUGCCACCGCCAACCCCACUACCCCAGUGGGGGGCAACAACCCCUGCCUCACACAGCUGCUCACAGCAGCCAAGCCUGAGCAAGUCCUGAAACCACCACUCGUAUCCAGCACCCUCCUCCGGCCCUCAGGGUCCCCGGAGACGGCCCCUGAAUUCCCCUGCACCUUCCUACCCCCGACCCCGGCCCCCACACCACCCAGGCCCCCUCCAGGCCCAACCACACUGGCACCUCCCAGGCCCCUGAUUGUCCCCAAAGCGGAGCGGCUCUCGCCCCCAGCACACAGCGGUGGUGAACGGAGGCUGUCUGGGGAACUCAACUCCAUUCCAGGCCCGGGGACCCUGAGUGUCUGCGUCUCUCCCCCUCAACCCAUCCUAAGCCGGGGUCGUCCAGACAACAACAAGACUGAGAACCGGCGCAUCACACACAUCUCUGCAGAGCAGAAGAGGCGCUUCAAUAUCAAGCUGGGGUUUGACACCCUGCACGGGCUGGUGAGCACACUCAGCGCCCAGCCCAGCCUCAAGGUGAGCAAAGCAACCACACUGCAGAAGACGGCCGAGUACAUCGCCAUGCUGCAGCAGGAGCGGGCGGCCAUGCAGGAGGAGGCCCAGCAGCUACGGGACCAGAUCGAGGAGCUCAACGCUGCCAUUAACCUGUGCCAGCAGCAACUGCCUGCUACCGGGGUGCCCAUCACGCACCAGCGUUUCGACCAGAUGCGAGACAUGUUCAACGACUAUGUCCGCACCCGGACACUGCACAACUGGAAGUUCUGGGUGUUCAGCAUCCUCAUUCGGCCUCUGUUCGAGUCCUUCAAUGGGAUGGUGUCCACAGCAAGCUUGCAGAGCCUCCGUCAGACCUCACUGGCUUGGCUGGACCAGUACUGCUCCCUGCCUGCUCUCCGGCCAACUGUCUUGAACUCUCUCCGCCAGCUGAGCACAUCUACCAGUAUCCUCACAGAUCCAGGCUGUAUACCUGAGCAAGCCACACGGGCAGUCACAGAGGGCACCCUUGGCAAACCUUUAUAGUGCUGGCCAGACACUGCCACUUACUCAGCUGCCCUGGGGCUGCUUUCCUUGGGCCUGGGCUCCAGGGACAACUUCCGGGCACUCCCCUCCUGCCCCUUGCCCUGGCUGUCCCCUUUCCUGAGGGUCUAGCAGGGCCCAAAUCUCUUCCACCUCCUGGAAGCCAGGAAGAACGGCAUUCCAUUCCCUGCCCCACCAGAGACUAACACCGUGACCUGGAGGAUUCAUACUCUUUCUUGGGACCUUCACUUUCCAGUCUGAAAAAUGGGGAUGGAGAAGCUUCAACCAGAAGAUGAUCCCAAGUCCUUAGCAACUGUGAUACUUGGGGCCUAAGCUGACAACUCAGGGAGCUUGUAGGAGGAAGGGGGAUGAUCCUGUUUCCCCGCCAUCCCUCCCUGUACCCCCCCCCCCAAAUAGGGCACAGGCCUCUGUUUCUGAUCAGAGAGACAGAAAAGGAGCGUCCCAUUCUCUGCUCCUCCGCUGGUAGCCCAGUGGGGGGGUAGGGUGCUGCAGGAUGGCAAACCUGGGUGAGGCCAGGAAGGUCUGAUCCCAGGAGAGAGCAGGGCAGGAGGUGGCCAGACCAGGGCAGGCAUCUUGUGUGCGUGUGGAUGCGUGUGUGUGGAUUUUGUAAAGAAUUUUCAACCAAUAAAAACAAAAACUGUU